AUGAUGUUCUUUGAUGAGUAUCACCACCCUUUGGAGCCACCACUUCCACCCAUUACGCCCCAUUGUGAACAAAAAGACGACACUUUUAAUGCAACAACUGACAACACUAUCGCUUUGUACCCGUUACCACCUGUCAGCAUGCACCAAGGUGAAGACGACCAAGUCAUGGCAACAACCAGCGACGCCAUUACCAACCUGGCUACUCAACUCAUCGAUCAACUUGACACGCGUGCAAAGGCAUUAGCCAAUGGAGCCCAGUUUGACCUUGCGUUACGGGAUGCUGCCAUGGUUCGAGCAUUGUCACCUACAUCGGCACUUGGUUACUUGAGAGCAGGUUCAGUGUAUCAGCAGCAAGGACAUCAACAAGCCGCUGUGAGUAUAUACAAGCAAGGCCUCAAGGUUGUAGCACCCACUGAUCCUGGAUACACAGAACUGGAGACGUCAUGUGCUGCUGCUUUGGAUGCUCAGGCGAAGGUGAUUGACUUUGUCAGCGAGCUACCACACGACAUUGUUUCCAUGAAGAUCGUUCCAUUGUUGUUUGACAAGCUGGAGGAGUACAAGAUAUGUCCUUAUCUCUAUGUAUCAUCCACCUGGCACAACCGUAUCUUGGCCAACAACGCAUUGCAUCUACGUAUGUUCCAGGAACGUAAUAUCCUUGUUUUCCCUGAGUAUGACAUGCUUCGUUACACGCGUCACUACAAGUCGUUAUCCAUUCAUCAUCGACAUGAUUGGGCUCGGAUCUUGAAGGAGAAGCCUUGGCCAAGACUUACUCAUUUGGACAUUGAUUGUAUGGGUCAUCCACAACUCCUCAAGCACUCGUUUGGAUCCAUCGGUUCGACGUUGACCCAUUUGAAUCUUUCAUCUUAUACAAGGACGCGUCAAGAAGACCCCAUUUCUUUUGCAAGUUAUAUUGGAGGGAUAUCCGAAUUUGGUUUCUUUGGAGGCAUCAAGCAUCGUGAAUGA
This is a messenger RNA of Lichtheimia ornata, 963 nucleotides long. RefSeq lists its product as uncharacterized. Gene Ontology annotation, molecular function: protein binding. The transcript has 2 exons. Bases 1 to 963 code for a protein of 320 amino acids. Lineage: Eukaryota; Fungi; Mucoromycota; Mucoromycetes; Mucorales; Lichtheimiaceae. The record is from RefSeq and is a predicted model, not a curated record.